This is a messenger RNA of Andrographis paniculata, 1667 nucleotides long. Its product is annotated as UPF0481 protein At3g47200-like. The record is from RefSeq and is a predicted model, not a curated record. NCBI's taxonomy places the organism in Eukaryota, Viridiplantae, Streptophyta, Magnoliopsida, Lamiales, Acanthaceae. Bases 36 to 1448 code for a protein of 470 amino acids. The transcript has 2 exons.
AAUAAAAUAAUCAUUGCUUUCUAAUACAUACAUGCAUGUGCAUAUAUAUAUAUAUAUACAUAUAUUCAUCAAUCAUGACGGACGUCAACAUCUCAGGUUUGCAAGAACCUCCUACUAAUGAAGACUAUCGUCUGGAUAUUAACCACCCUGAACCCGCCGGAUUCCGCCCGAGCGGGCGGCGUAUCCACCGCGUGCUGCCGUAUCUCCGCGGCAACAACGAGCGCCUCUACGAUCCGGUGGUGCUCUCGCUCGGCCCCUACCACUACGGCAAGCCGGAGUUUCGCCAUAUGGAGAGAAUCAAGGAGAAUUUGCUCGGCAGAUUCGUCGAAGAGAGCAUCGCCAAGUCGCCGUCGAAGAAUCGAGGCUUCUUCUAUAAGGCGAUACUCGAGAAAAUAGAUGAGGUGAGGGACAACUACGAAAGAGAGGGAGUCGUAAAUGAAGACGAGGUCUUGGCCGAGAUCAUUCUUCGCGACGCCUGUUUUCUCAUAACGUACAUGGAGGACAUCAAGCUCAUCGUCGACACUGUCCGCGAUCAUCUUGGCAUGGCGACGACGGUUUUCAUUGGCCACGAUGUCCGUAUGCUCGAGAAUCAAAUCCCGUUAUGGGUGAUCGCGCGCCUAAUUGAUCUCCGAGACGGCGAACACAAAGCAGGGGAGUUAGUUUGCAAGCAUUUGAGCUUCGUAUGCUUCGGCGACGAUCAACAUCUAACGAAACUACCUUGGGACGUCAAUGAUCCUCAACCGCUCCAUCUUCUAGAAGCCGGUCGAGCGGCGCUCCUUAAACGUUUCGAUAUAGCCGCACCCGAUGAUGCAAAACGAUCUAAUUGUCUUGCUAAGAUAUUCAAAACAAAGAAAGAUCAAGAGAAAGGGGUCGGGAGUGCAUUCAAGAAAGUUAGCCUUCCAUUUCGAUCGGUGACGUACCUCAAGGCGAAGGGCAUUCGUUUCACUCCGAGCACGAGUUGCCUAAGGGACCUCAAGUUCCACUCGGGCUCAUGUUACGGCACGCUCGAGGUCCCGACGGGGAUAAUCACGGGGAGCACGAAAGGCUUCCUGUCGAAUCUGAUCGCCCUCGAGAUGUCGCCGGGGAAUCCGCCGGACUUCACGGUGACAUCUUACGUAAACUUCAUGAAAUCUCUGGUCGAGACUUCCAAGGAUGUGAAGGAGCUGCGCGAAAAGCUCAUACUGUUUAGCACAAUGGUGCACGACGAGGAUGUGGUGAAGGUGCUCGAAGGGAUCCCGACUUAUGGGCUGGACGACUACGACAGUUUCGUCGACGUGAACCGCGACAUCGACGAGCAUUGCAAGAGCACGGGGAAGACGUGGAUGGCCGAGUUUAGCCAUAACUAUUUGCGUAGUCCAUGGACGAUCACUGCUCUUAUUGCUGCUACUUUCGUCCUCUGCCUCACUGUUGUUCAGACCUUCUUCACUAUUCAUCCGCCCAAGAAAUAAAUUAUCUAUAUAUAUAUAUAUAUAUAUGUGUGUGUGUUUUGGUAAUGUAAAAAAAUAAUCAAAUUUGGAGAUGGGUCCAAAGAUUUGAAGUUGCAUGCGCCGCUGCCCGUGAGAAUAAGAUACAUACAACGGGUGUAUCCAAUUUGUAUAUAAUAUGAUUGCUCCUGUGUGCUUUGAUUUUUCAAGAAUAAUAUCCAUUUUCUUGUGUUUUGGUUUUAA